Molecule: messenger RNA, 3085 nt
Organism: Poeciliopsis prolifica (blackstripe livebearer)
Lineage: Eukaryota; Metazoa; Chordata; Actinopteri; Cyprinodontiformes; Poeciliidae
Gene: csnk1e
Product: casein kinase 1, epsilon
Exons: 11
Coding region: 294-1547 (417 amino acids)
Biological process (GO): peptidyl-serine phosphorylation; signal transduction; endocytosis
Cellular component (GO): nucleus; cytoplasm
Molecular function (GO): ATP binding; protein serine/threonine kinase activity
Source: RefSeq, a predicted model, not a curated record
GACAUCAUUGAUAUUGUGAUCGGUGUGAACUGAGCGGACUGGGUGUGAAGCGCAGCGGAGAAUCAGCGAUUGUCAGGCUUUUCUAAAUGUCUCAUUUCUCUGAUUAAACUCUGAAAUGCAGUAAAGUCGAAGCGCCGCAGCGGGAGGGAGGAGCGGCAGCGCGGCGGCGGCAGCGCCUUCAGGUCACGCGUCUCUGAGGGAAUGAUCCAUCCCGGACUCCGUCAGCGCGCCGCUGUCCAUGGUCCUGACUGAGACGGAGCGACCACAGAGCCGAGAGGUGAAGCUCCGGAGCCAUGGAGCUGCGCGUUGGGAACAAAUAUCGCCUCGGCAGGAAGAUCGGGAGCGGCUCCUUUGGAGACAUCUACCUGGGCUCAAACAUCGCUACAGGAGAGGAAGUUGCCAUCAAGCUGGAAUGUGUGAAGACCAAACAUCCGCAGCUCCACAUUGAGAGCAAGUUCUACAAAAUGAUGCAGGGAGGAGUGGGAAUUCCCUCCAUCAAGUGGUGCGGCGCCGAGGGAGACUACAACGUCAUGGUGAUGGAGCUGCUGGGCCCCAGCUUGGAGGAUUUGUUUAACUUCUGCGCCCGUAAAUUCAGCCUGAAAACCGUCCUGCUGCUGGCCGAUCAGAUGAUCAGCCGGAUCGAAUACAUCCACUCCAAGAACUUCAUCCACAGAGACGUGAAACCCGACAACUUCCUGAUGGGCCUCGGGAAGAAGGGCAACCUGGUCUACAUCAUCGACUUCGGUCUGGCCAAGAAGUACCGGGACGCUCGAACGCACCAGCACAUCCCCUACCGCGAGAACAAGAACCUGACCGGGACGGCGCGAUACGCCUCCAUCAAUACCCACCUGGGCAUCGAGCAGUCGAGACGAGACGACCUGGAGUCUCUGGGUUACGUCCUCAUGUACUUCAACCUGGGUUCGCUGCCCUGGCAAGGACUCAAGGCUGCAACCAAGAGGCAGAAGUACGAACGCAUCAGUGAAAAGAAAAUGUCCACCCCUAUUGAGGCGCUCUGCAAGGGAUACCCCUCCGAGUUCUGUACCUACCUGAACUUUUGUCGCUCUCUGCGGUUCGACGACAAGCCCGACUACUCGUACCUGAGGCAGCUCUUCAGGAACCUUUUCCACAGGCAGGGCUUCUCCUACGACUACGUCUUCGACUGGAACAUGCUUAAAUUUGGUUCCAGCAGGACAGCAGAGGACGGGGAGCGAGAGAGGAGAGAAGGGAAGGAAGGGGAGGACCGAGGCGGCGCGGGUCAGAGAGGAGCCGGAGGCCGAGCCCUGCCUCCAGGUCCGAACCCUGGUGCCGCCAACCGAGUCCGGAACGAGCCAGAGACGGCUCCGUCCAACCAGGCGUCGCGUGGAGCCCAGCCGUCAGGCAACCGGUCGCCUCAGGCGGGCCGGGCUGAAAGAGAAAGGAAGGUGGCGAUGAGGCUCCACCGCGGCGCCCCCGCCAACGUCUCGUCCUCUGACCUCAAUGCACGUCUCGACCAAUCACGCAUCACUGCCUCACAGGUCAAUGUGCCGUUUGAACAUCUGGCAAAGUGACUUUCUGCUGUCAGGCUGCAGCAACCGAAGGGCGUCGAACCCCGACUUUCAAAUCCAAAUCGAACAAAUGAAGGCAUGAAUGGUGAGGGAGGCGGCGGGCGAGUGGGCGAGCGAGGACCCAGAGCGUCUGUCCGUGUUGCUGGUGGGAAACCAGUGGGAGACGAGAAACUCCAGCUGAACCAGUUUGGGCUUCGAUUCAGCGCCGGCAUCAGGAGCGGGGCGCUAAACUUCGCUUCUUUUCACUUUCACAUCAAUUUGCACAAAAAACAGAAUGAAAACAUCAAAGUGCACAAAAAGGACUAAAAGUGUAAUUUAUACGAGUCGCUGAUCAGAGACGAUGAAUUUGCUUUUGUCUGCAGCUUCUGCUGUUAUUUAUUCUGAUGUAAAGGUGAAGCCAGAUAUUUACAUACUCUAUAAAACCACACAACCUUUAAUUCUUAACACUCUGAGGGUCAUUUCCUGUUUUACUCCAGUUCAGCCUCAUCUUAUUUCUAUCAAAUUUAAGAGGAAGACAUUAAAAUGUCUCAUUUCAGGGACUUUAAUUAUUUAGUCAAUUUAAUCAAAAACUAGAAACAAAAUCUCAGUUCAAAGUUUCCUUAGAAAUGUGGAUUGUGGAUGCUAACAUUAGCCGUAGCUAAUGCUAACGUGUUUAGCAUUAUGAUGCUAUCUCAGGCUAGCAUAGCUUUUAACAACAGCAGCAUACAAACAGAUGGCAGCAGAAAUGAAGCAGAGGAGAAGCUUCACUCUUCUGUGUGCAUCAUAUUUACCAGAAACAUUUUUAGCUUCUUCCUCCCUUCCAGCCUGAUACACGACAUUUAAAUGGAGCUAUUUUCAAACAAUAGCUUUAGUUUUUGAUGCUGUUUUACGCCACACUGCAAAAACACAAAAUCUACCAAACAUCUUAAUCACCUGAAACCAGACAAAAAUAACUUGCAAUAAAUAAUUCCUUUCUACGAAUGAAAAGCUUCAGUUUCACUUGGCAAAUAUCAUAAACUUAGUUUAUGAAUGAUAAAAUUUGAAAAAAUUCUUUAAAAGUUGUUUAAAAUGCUGAUAUCUAUCAAACCGGGAUGAUUUAUGUUAUCCUUGCUGACCUAAAACAGGAACAGUUUGCUCUGAUUUAUUGUCAGAACCUUUUUACACAGAGGAUUUAUAUCUGGUUUCAACCUGCAGCCUGUUUGGGUCUCAGUCGGAGACGAUCAGAAGAAAAGAGCCAAUGAGAAAAUCUGCUUUUGGAACGUCUCCAUCUUUGUUCGUGUUCUUGUGUCAAGCUUCUGUUUCGCCUUCAGCUUUGCUUUAAGGACUCAGAGGAAAUGUCCGGACCAGGAGAGAAGUUGGCAUGAAGUUAAUGGAAUGUGAGAAGUGUACAGCAGUCGGAGUGUAGAGACGUCUCGGCAGAAUGUGACAGAAAACUUAUUUUUCUUUGAUAAACUUUUAGAGUCUGAGACAGAAGGAAAAACUGGCCUGUUUUCCCUUUUGCUGCUUCAGUUUUAUGAGUAUUGCUGUUUAUUUUCAGAUUCAAUAAAAAUAUUCGCAGCUUA